This is a messenger RNA of Centrocercus urophasianus (Greater sage-grouse), 939 nucleotides long. RefSeq names its product lipase member M-like. Lineage: Eukaryota; Metazoa; Chordata; Aves; Galliformes; Phasianidae. The record is from RefSeq and is a predicted model, not a curated record.
UUUCUCCAACAUGGACUACUGGGAGAUGCCAGUAACUGGGUCACAAAUCAUCCCAACAACAGCUUGGCCUUCAUGUUAGCUGAUGCUAGCUAUGAUGUUUGGAUGGGAAACAGCAGAGGGAAUUGCUGGUCCAGACAUCAAAAUUAUUCCACUGAUCAAGAUGAGUUCUGAGCUUUCAGUUUUGAUGAGAUGGCCAAAUUUGAUCUUCCAGCAGCAAUAAACUUUAUAGUGAAGAAGACUGGACAGGAAAAGCUAUACUAUAUUUGUUAUUCACAAGGCACCACCACUGCUUUCAUUGCUUUUUCAGCAAUGCCAGAACUGGCACAGAAAAUCAAACUCUUUAUUGCUUUGGCACCUAUCACUGCUAUUAACUGUGCCAAAAGCCCAGCAUACCUUCCGGAGAAACUGCUCUGGGGUUUGCUUGGCAAAAGAGAAUUCCUUACCCAGACUGAAUGUCUAAGGAGGCUGAUAGUCCCUCUCUGCAGCCACCUUGCUUUUGCCAAGCUUUAUAGAAAUGUCUUCUUCAGUGUGGAGGGCUAUAACGUGAAUUACAUUGACAUGAACCGGGUCAACAUGUAUAUUGCAUGAGCUGCUGCUGGAACAUCUGUGCAAAACAUAAUCCACUGGAGUCUGGAAGCCCAUUCAGGGAAGUUCCAAGCUUAUGACUGGGACAGUUCAAAGAAGAACAUCAAGAAAUACCAACAGGCUACUCCUCCUCUAUACAAAUUAGAACAGAUGAUUGUACCAACUGCAGUAUGGACUAGGGGAAAAGACUUGCUCGCAGAUCCCAAGGAUGUGGCCGUUUUACUUUCUCAGAUUAAGAGGCUCCUCUAUCACAAGAUGAUUCCUGAAUGGGCACACUUGGAUUUCCUCUGGAGAUUGGAUGCACCUUUGUGUGUUUACAAUGAAAUUAUUGAUCUGGUGCAGAAGUAUCCUUAA